Messenger RNA from Amoebophrya sp. A25, 7268 nucleotides. The record is from the annotation of a GenBank genome assembly. Lineage: Eukaryota; Dinophyceae; Syndiniales; Amoebophryaceae.
GGCUCUUGGUGCUGCAUGUUUUCACCAGAUGUGAAGAUUUUGAUUUUCGAGGGUGCCUUGUGCAUACGUACGUUUUUACUAUUUGAGUAAUACAUGCAUAGAGCAUUCUAGUAAGUGAGAAUAGCGUGGCUUCUGAGUAUUGAUACUUUUGUUCUUGAUAGAUUCGGGAUUUCAUAUAGUGAAAGGAUAAGAAGAAAAAGAAACCUUUUUCGAAGAACUUCAGCGAUAAGAUGGACGGUUAUGGCCCUGAGCGUUUCAUGAGUCACUCUUCGAGUGGUCGGCAUUCUAAUGGCCGUGUCAACAUGUCUGCUUUUGGUGAUCAAUACCGUACCCGAGUGCCUCCAGCGGCUGCUGUGUUUAAUGUCGUGGACCAACACGGAGGUCCGCAGCCAGGUCGACGGCCGGGGCCACACUUUGGGGCACCGCAUCAUGGGACAGAGCAUGGGGCUUUCGCAUCCGGCAGUUCUCCGUCUGGUCGUGGCUUUGCAAGAGAGCCAAUGCGGAAUGAGCAAGGACGAGGAGACCCGCGAUUUGGAGGUGACAUGCUACCAGGGCAGUACCAUGCACAGCAUCCACAAGCGCUACAUGGCUUCAUUCCGGCUGGAGACCCGCAGCAGUAUCCUCCAGGCAUGAACACUGCCAUGGGAGGACUUGGCGGUGCGCCGCAUCAACAUGGAGGGAUGCAAAAUGGCCAGUACAGAGGAGGCGGCUUCGCGAUGCACGCGGAUCCAUACAGGGAUCCGCACAAUCGAGCAAGCUACCCAUCCGUGGGCGACCCGUAUCGACGCUACGAUCCGUACGCCCGCCCAAUGACGCAUCCAGAGGCACAUGGGGGCAGACAGCAGGAGCCGCGCCGAAGCGAGGGCGGCUUUAUGGACAAAGCAAAAGAAGUGGCGAAGACAAUUCUCGGCGGCAUUUCCUUUAAGGGUUUCUUCUCAGGCGGCAACACUCUUGGAAACGCGCCAGCGAACAGCGGACAACAGCAGGCGCCGUAUUCUUUUGUUCACAGACUUUUUUCGAGUGGGUUUUUCUCCUCUAGAUUCGCCAGAUCUUCUUAUCCUCCAACACAUGCAGAGGAAAGGUCUAGCAGCACAAGGGCAUCUGGCGUGAAUGCACCUAGUGCUGCUGCAGGCGCUUUGGCAUCACAGGUUGUGGGCAGAAGGCUUGCACCUGACGAACCCAGUUCUUUUUGCGGUCGAACCAGUGCUGUGUCGUGCAGUACUACAAGCACAGGUACAGAGCAGGGAACAGAAAUUUAUGCUGAUAGUCUCAUCUCGCCUACCGAGAAGAAUCGGCAAUCCGAAGGCGGUCUGCCUAGGGCAACGGAGAGUGAGCAGAUUGUUUCAUUGCGAGAAACUGAGCAGACUCUCUUGUCACCAGAAUUGAAGAGGAGAAAAACCACUCUUUCAUCUUCACCAAAUCAUAACUCUUGUGAUAAUGGUGUGACUGAGGAUGAUGACGAAGAGUAAUUAAAUCUUGAAAUGGCUUGUUCUUCCAAGGUUAUUUUGACUUUGACGUAGAUUCGGGUUUCGCAUGACUCCGGAGGAGAACUGCUGACGUUAUUCAUGUAACCAAAUCCAUGUCCAUCAUGGUUUCAAUCUACUUUGAAUAAUGAUAAUUCUUAUUCUGUCUACCUGUACUUUUAGGUAUUCCGGCGGUGUUCGCCGUGGCGACUUUUAUGCUAGACCAAGCGCGAUGCAUCCUGGCUUGCAGCCAAGGGAGACAGCACGUUUCCGAUUUGUAGAGAGACCGCCAGUUGAAAGAGAAACGGAGGAGCCGCGAAUGCCGAUAGAAGACGGUCCCGCAAUAGCAAACGGUCGGGCGCCACCCUCUACUUACCCACCUGUCAGAGGAGAAGCUGCGGAAUCGGUGUCCCAACGGAUAGAGGCAAGCAGAAACCUCACUAGAAGGAGUCUUACCGCGACGGGCGGCUUGGACCUCGGAGGAGGUGAGUUUCGAUCCUUUUGGAAGUCAUUUUGUAUACCUUCUUCUAGGACUGUAUGAUCAAGCUUGAAAAGUUCCCUUCUGCACGAAAGUUGAACUUCUUUCUUUGACCUUCAUUUAUUACUUCAUACUGCUACCUUCAGAUCUAGCUAUGCGAGACGAACCGGUGCGCCCGGUGGAAAGAUCGAUAGUCAAGCAGGAACCGAGAUUAGGUUUUGCAUCCGAAAGCGAGAUCAAGCAGUUUCUUGACGAGUGUGAGAAAGGUACGGAUGCUUGUAAAGUACUCUGCUUUCUUCGUAGAUGUCAUGAAGAUCCAUCGCAAAUGAAUGUGAUUUGUUUAUCUAGAGCAUGGUGCAAAUUCAAAUACGAAUCAAGUCACUAGACGAAGUGAUCGUUGCAUAACUUCACAAACUUUUCUCAGAUUCGCCGCCGUCCUCAUCAAAGCCACAAAAGUGGCAGUCGGCUGCCGCCUCUAGUGCACCGGAAGAUAGUGAUGAGGAAGACCCGCGCAAGAAGGCCCUCUAUUCAGGCUUGGUACUUGAAUUUCAGAGUUUAGGUUUGCUAUCAAACGGAUUAGUGUGUGAAAAAGCCAGUCGAAGCUUUCACCCAUACAAAAAUUGGUAUGUUGCUAUUUAUAUGAAUGAAAACGAAAUGAUUUUCAGUGCUGCUUUUCGCUGUCUUGUUGACCUUGACAUGUAGCAUAAUGCGACUUGUGUCUCCAACAGGUUGUGCGUCUGUGCCAGGACCACCAGAUCGCUAGAACCAAGGCGCAUGCGCUAUUAGACAAGUAUGCCGGCAAGGAGGCUGAACUUUUCGUGCGCCUCUGCGAUCACUUUCAUACCGAAGCCGCAUACUACCUGAAGCUGGAAACAGGGCUUGUGGUAGAUGACCGCUACGAUGAGCAGCGCAGCUCGCCACCCACGGCGACGACGACGAGAACGACAGAGCAAGUAGUCCUUUUUCUCUAGUAGAUCGGUCUUUCUCGUGAUUGCAAAAAGUUGCUUCAUACAGAAUCAAUUUGACACUAUAAAUAAUAUGACCUUAUCGAAGAAUAUUCCACAACGCAUACCUAUACCAGUCUCGUACGCGCAAGGGUAGCUACUCCGACACGCUACUUGGUGGCAAGAAGGAGGAGGGAAAGAAGCUAGCUGACGCAGCACCCCUUAGCGCGGGUACCGGACCAGUAUCCAGUCCUGGAUCCACAGGAAUGCCUAGUUUCACUAGCCCUGCCGUGGUACCGACUAGCACGGCUGCACCGAGCACCAUUAUUUUCGGCUCAACUUCGGGCAUGACAUCCGUAAAGCCUGUGGCGAGCGCUGCGAAUGGUGCCGCGGCGGUGAGUAUUUUUGGUUCAGCAACAGGGAACGGUACAUCUUCAGCGCCAUCCGCUUCUACAGUGAACAAUAUUUUUGGCGCCAGUGGAGAGCGUGGCUUUGCUCCGAAAGCUUCCCCGGAAACGUCUAUCUUCGGGCAGGCUGCUGCUAUAAGUACCACGACGGCAAGUACGACAACAAACAUCUUUGGCGGCUCCGGUUCUUUUGCAGCACCAACAACGGCAGGCACCUCUAUGUUUGGCGCGCCUGGAGCUAACAACAGUUCUUCGAUGUUCGGCGGACCUGCGCCUUCGCUGAGAAAGGACAGCUUUACCGAUACCAGCGUUCCACUGCCUGCGGUGCCAGAGGAGACGGCAGAGAUGGUUGCCGAGAGCCCGGCGCCCAUGAAGAAGGAGCCGGCCAAUGCAGAAAGCGCAUCGAAGCUCGAAGCGAAAACAAAACUGGCGUUCGCUCCAAAGGCAGAACCCGCAGAAGAAAGCGAAAAAGCAGUUGUAGCAAAAACGGAAUACAAGAAGGAGACAAACGUAGAAGGACCUGCGGAGAAAGCAUCGUCAUCAGCUGAGAACAAGGGACCUCCAGAUGGAGAAAAAGGACCGGAAUCAGGAAAAGAUCGACUUACACUUAUCAUCCGUAACAACAUUGACGCAAUCUACAGGAAGAAGAAUCCGAAGAAGCUUGGUGGCCUAGAUGCCUUGAUGGAGAAGUACAAUGGUAAGGAGACUGCUUUGUACAAGAAAGUAUGCGGCAUGUACGAUGUCCCCUUCUUGGAUAGUAAGGGUGGAAUCAUCCUUACCUACGCGUCCGAAGGCCUUCCCGACGAGGCGGAGAUGAAGGAAGGCGAUGGUAUAAAGCUAGAUUAUUUUCAUUUUAUUUGAAGGUUCUAAGUAAUAGAGUAAGUUAGAGGUAACGCUCUUCUUUGUUGAAAUGGUGAUAGAAGGUGCAAUUUCAAUUUUGGAUUCUCUCUCAUUCUACUUCAUCUCUAUAGCCAGUGAGGGGUGAAGGUGAUUCACCUGAAAUAGAAAACUUCACUUUCAUUGCAAUUAUCAACAGGCGAUGGAGCUGGUGGUGAGGCUGAGAGCACAGCUGCAACAGCUUCGUCGUCGUCGACGUCGAUCUUCGGUGCUGCUCCACCUCCGGGUGGGGGUCUGUUCGGCGAUCAGGGUGGAAUGUUCUCGGCCUCAGCGAGCACAACAACAGGAGGGACCACAGGUCUCUUUGGAACCGGUAGCACGCUGUUCGGCGGCGCUGGCUCCUCUGGUGGGCUCUUCGGCGCAAAGCCUGACGCAGCUGCUGGGGAGGCUAGUAAGGACGGCAAUUCUACCUCAGCAGCUGGAACAAGCUCGAUCUUCGGCAGCGCUGCUGGUGGUGAGAAAAAAUCAGAUGCUGCGGCAAAAAAUAUCUUUGGAGCCGCUCCCUCAACUAGCGGAACCAGUGGUGAGACCAAAUCCAGCGACAUUUUCGGAGCUCUUGCGUCCGGUGGAGACGCAAAGCCGAGUAUUUUCGGCAACGCUCCAGAAUCAUCAAAAUCGACUAGCAUUUUUGGUGCUGCAAGCGGUGACGCGAAGCCUAACAUUUUUAGCGCUCCAGCAGCAAGUAGCGCAGAUGCCAAGACUAAUAUUUUCGGGGCGUCAACAGCAGCACCAACGAAGUCUGACGAAGCGAAUAAACCAACUUCUGGCGGCAUCUUCGGCGGAGCUCUGGAUGCGAAUCCCACAACAGUGACAACCUCAUCGAUAUUUGGAAAGCCAGCUGAAGAAAGGAGAGAAUCAACGUCUACAGGCAUACUAGAGAAAAAGAACGAACAAACCAGCACAAGCGCUUCUACAUCCGCUGGCGCCACCAGCAACAUAUUCGGAGGAGCGUGCAGCGGAACAGCUGCUGGCACCGCGACAACUGCGACUACUAGCAACAUCUUCGGAGGAACUGCAUCCGGUGGACCAGAUGUUACUGCAAUCUUUGGUCCUGGACGACCCUCCGUUAGCUCAGAACCAUCAGUCGAAGGGAGCACAAGGAAGCCUGCAACAAAGAGGCGCUCCAUUUUUGAGGUAGUCAUUAUCUUUUCAGAGACACGUUUUAAAUUUUUCUGUUUCGUAUUCUCAUGAUGUGUGUCGUUGUAGAUUCAUAGGGACGACUCUUAGUCUGAGAGCGUCGCCGGAAGAUACAUGUACUAGGUGGGUUAGUUGUUUCACGGCAUUUCUCUCAACAUCGAAAGUUAUCUCUUCCCCUUCUUUCAGGCAACCGACACCAAUGCUAGUAUUUUCAAGAUUGAUCCAAACGCGAUGUUCAGUAAGGCGCCAACAGAACCACUUAUUUCCGGCACCAAUAUCUUUGCGGCGAACAAACCAAAGAAGACCAGUCUCCUGAGUGAGCGCAAGAAGCUCAUUAGCGCUGCAGCAGCCAACGCAGCGAAGAGUGGCUCGGACAAGAUCGGCACUCCGACUUUCGGCGCAGUCACUCCUGCCACAGCUGGAUCGUCUAAAGAAACGGGAGAUGUAAAAGACCCGGCCGCGCCUUCAGCGGCUUCUAAUAUCUUCGGAAAGCCAGCGAACGGCUCAGCAGCGUCGCAACCAGGAGGUGGAGGGAUAUUCGGGGGAGGCCUACAAGCUGGAGAGUCGAAGUCUCCAGGUGGCGGGAUCUUUGGCGCACCGCCAAAAACGUCGGCGAGUUCCAUCUUUGGCGGAGGAGGGAGCAUCUUUGGUAAGAUUGGGUCAAAUAAGGCAUUUUAGGAAAUGAUGAUAAUUUGCAUUCGAGAGAAACUCAACUUGAAGAUAAAAUGCUCUUCUGUGAUUUAAUAGCAUGUAUGCUGGUGAUAAAGGAAGCUGUACAACAAUCACGAUCACAAUUGAAAUUCUUUGAGGUGGUGACCGCAAUGCGUUUGGCGGGCAGUCACUCACAGAGCGAUUUGGAGCUGACGGCACAAAAGAGCCCGCGCCGGUUCCUGUUUUUGCCAACAAUACCAAGCCUUCAGGGCCAGAUCCAGCGUUGGCCGCUUAUCAAGCUAAAAGUACUCCUUGAACUUUAAGAAGACAGCUACCUAGAAAUACGAUCACUUCUCAUCUCUAAAUAUUCACGAUUAUCUUCUCACUGAUGAAUUUUGCCAACAGAAGUAUUAUUGUAUUCAUUGAAUAUAAAUUCAAUCAUUCGUAAUUGUAGAGUGAACUUUUUCGAAAUUAUCGAUCAAUCUCAGCUGCGGCAGCAGGUGGCAUUCAGGCAAUUGGGUCUCGCAAGAGAAGAGCUGAAGACGACAUUGAUAAAGACGCCCCGGAAGGCCGAGCCAAGGAGGCUGCCCGUGAACCCACUCUUGAGCCGUCUGGUACGAUUUGAUUUGUUUUGUUUUGCAAUCUAGGUUGAUAACUGUUACCUGGGUUGAGGUUGAAGACUGCAUCAGAUUUUCACAACGCAAAAGAGAAUGCUGUUGAAACGGAACGCUGUCCCGACUUCAUAUAUGCGUGAAGACAGGCUUCCUUCUUACAAUCGCAUUACAGAUGACAACAUCACGACACGUGGCGGCAAGCGCUCAGCAGCAGAAGCAUCGGCUAGUGGCGAGCAGAAAGAAAACCCCUUCUUGAAGAUGGUUUUCUCUGGCGCGUCGUCAUAAAUUAACUACUACGCUGUCGGCCCAUUAUCAUUUUCCCCAUUGCUGAAGAUAAGUAGAUGCUUUCUCGAUGCCCAAAAUAUGAAUAUUAUGCUUCUGUUUUUUAUUCCACAAAACCUAGUUCCGGUUCACUGUGAACCAACUAGGUCUAGGCUUUGCCCCUUCUUAAAAAUAUGAGAAUCAUUAACUGCACCUGCAGAAAUUGGUCGUUCUUGUAAACCUGGAUUGUGCGCGAAGACAAAGCGUGCACCAUCGACUAAAAGAUUGACCUUAUAUAUAACUACGCGAAAGCUAUGCUCGUUUGAAUUGCGCGACGGCUGUCUACUCCAUAGACAAAGGACUGCAUGGCAAGUAAGGCGAUUGAGACGAUGAAGACGCUAGAAUAGUGCGUCACG